This is a messenger RNA of Paramacrobiotus metropolitanus, 2538 nucleotides long. RefSeq names its product monocarboxylate transporter 3-like. The record is from RefSeq and is a predicted model, not a curated record. Gene Ontology annotation, biological process: monocarboxylic acid transport; transmembrane transport. Gene Ontology annotation, molecular function: monocarboxylic acid transmembrane transporter activity. The coding region runs from base 794 to 2305 and encodes 503 amino acids. NCBI's taxonomy places the organism in Eukaryota, Metazoa, Tardigrada, Eutardigrada, Parachela, Macrobiotidae. The transcript is spliced from 9 exons.
CCCCUUCGGUGGAGCUAAAAGCCGACCGAACUCGACUGUCUCUACUCUCGAGUCUCGACAGCCUGCCUGCCAAAAGCACGCAGACGCUAUUGUGUGCAAUAUGCGCGGCAUUUUUUGCAAUUAGUGCGUAAAAUUUUAUGUCCCGAGAAUUUCUAAACAUAAAUUGUUUUUAUUUACGAAUGUGCGAUUAGUUUUGUAUGGAGAUAAGUUUUCAGCAUUGACUGUACUCGUUAAAACGCUUCGAUGCGUAACGGCAUAGCAGCAUUGAUUUUUAGCAUCGCGCUGUUUAGGCAGCACUGCGCGGCGCUCUUGAUUUUGCAUUUGGAGAAGAAACCAGACUUAAGGAUUAUUGCGGGGGAUUUAAAAUUAACUCGUAACUUUGAAACAUUACAGGCUACUCUCAGCUGAUCAGCUCGAUACUUCGCAGUUUGCCAAUCAUACUGUACAUUGCUGCCUGGAUAUCGGACUUUGCAUGCCUUCCAGUGUCAGUCUGCCGAUGGUUUGUCGAUGAAUAAUCAACGGUUUUAUAUGGUGCUGUUUACACUGCGCGAGCGCUGGCGGUACUUCCUCGAACAAAUACUGCAAUCAUGCUAGCAAUUGAAAUGGCGCUGUAAAAUGCCGUGCUGAUGAAAUGCUAACGAUUCUACCGGCAUCACUGGUGUUUGGGUUUGUUUGUUUAAUUGUUGUGGGUAAUUGUCGGGAAUCCUGUUGAUUUCGACACCGUUUGAUUUUGCUAUCUGCUCGCAUUGAAGCGGUUUGCUGCGCUCAAAUAAUAUCAGUGAACGUCAACAAUAUGGAUAACAAACAUCCUGAUAAGACUUCACAGGCGGUGCCUGUGAGAUCAGUGAAUAAUGCUAUCGAAGAUGAAGAAGUGAAGCAUGUCUACGGGGAUAAAGAAGCUGUUGUUGCGGAAACUGCAGCAGAAGAUAUCCUCAUCACGCCUGGGCAAGAACCCGUACUUUUAGAGCCUGAAGCGCCGGAUGGUGGCUACGGCUGGGUUAUUAUUUUUGCGGUAUUCAUGAUCCAUUUGAUAGUGGAUGGAGUUUCGUAUUCUUUUGGAGUUUUGUUUCCGCAGCUGCUUGAUUUAUUCGGUGGUACAAAAAGCGAUACUUCCUGGACAAUAUCGAUUUUGAUCGGCACUACGUACGGCUGCGGACCUUUGCCAAGUUUUCUAGCUAUUCGUCUGGGACGAAGGACUGUUGCCUUUAUCGGCGCCUUGAUUGCGUUUUGUGGAGCUUUGUUGAGCUGUUUUGCUACUGCAACAUGGCAUUUAACUUUAACGUUUGGAUUUAUUACGGGUCUUGGCUUCGGAUUUCUAUACUUACCGGCUGUUGUCAGCGUCGCCACCUGGUUCAAAAAACGUCGAGCCUUGGCAGUAGGAAUUGCAGUUUGUGGUACCGGCUUUGGUACCAUUGUGAUGGCUCCGUUGUCAAAUUAUUUAUUGGAAGAAUACUCACUUUGGGGCUGUUUAUUGUUAUAUGCCGGUAUUAUCUUGAACUGUUGUAUUUUUGCGGCCUUGCUGCGACCGACGCCAGGCGAAGUAAUUGCUGCAAAGCGAGGUGCGAGAAAGAGCAAGCCAGUGGCGGUGGAACAGAAAGAACUUGAUAAUCUAUUGCACCAGAAUAAUUCAGCAAAUGCUCAAACAAAUCGGCGUCGAAACCGGAUCGCGCAAAUGUUGGAUAUGGAUUUAAUGAGACAGUGGAGAUUUUGGGUUUACUGUCUGACAGCUUUCUUUGGGGGAAUCAGUAGUUACAUACCUUACACAUACUUGCCGCAUCGAGCGGAAGUGGAGGCUGAAAUCCUGAAGCACGACGCGGCAAAGCUGAUUUCCUAUAUUGGAUUCGCAAAUCUCGUUGGCCGUUUGACAUCCAGUGCCAUUUCCGAUCGGCCUUUCGUAAACAGGAUGAUUCUGUACAGUGUAUUCUGCCUUAUUGCCGGAGCUGCAACAUCAUUGUCUGUUUUAUGUAACACGUAUUAUUUAUUCGUGUUUUAUUCCAUCGUAUAUGGAUUCUCCGGCGGAUUUAUUAUUGCGUUGCAGUCCGUUGUGUUGACCGAUAUCGUCGGUUUAGAAAAACUCACCGCUGCCUUUGGUAUAUUGUUAUUUAUUGAGGGAGCCGCAGUUUUUGUAGGGCCUCCAAUGGCUGGUUCUAUUACCGAUGCUCAUGGAGGGAAUUAUACGGUUGCUUUCAUUGUUUUUGGAAUUCUCAUGGCUAUGGCAGGCCUUAGCCUCCUAGUGAUACCCGUUACGAAUGCAAUUACCGGUAACCGCAAAACCCGGACCCCAACAAGCAGUAUCACAGCUUGACAUGACGGUUGUACUUGCUCGGCUACAGAGUGUUAUUAUUUAUUGCGUGAAUCUGUGGACGAGAACUGUAUUGCUCAGUGUUUCUAAAUGUGCCACGAUCUUGAACUUGUUUUAUAUUUUGUUUUACUUUUACCUUUACUGUUGAGUUCCUAAGGACUUCGUGUGGUUUGCAUUUGGGAUAGUAUUAAGAAAGUCUGGUCAGAUAACUCGAAUUAUAAAAUCUUUGUUCUUGA